Molecule: messenger RNA, 1716 nt
Organism: Mangifera indica (mango)
Lineage: Eukaryota; Viridiplantae; Streptophyta; Magnoliopsida; Sapindales; Anacardiaceae
Exons: 13
Coding region: 292-1533 (413 amino acids)
Cellular component (GO): SAGA complex
Source: RefSeq, a predicted model, not a curated record
ACUCCCGCAGGGAAAAAAGGAGAAGUUCCCAUUUUUGGCUUAGAUUUGCCAUUUGCCCCGCUACCACUUCUCUUCUCCUCUCAGAGGAGAGAGAGAAGACGAAGAAGAAAACAAAACGUAUAACAUCUAGAUAAACGUAAACCACUACCCAAACACUCAUUCACUAUAACUCUCUAGGGUUAUCACUUUCCUCAUUGCCUUUCUUCUUCUCGCAUUCUCUCACAUUUCAGAGAUCCGCGUAAAUUUUUGUAAUCGGGCUGGUAUACAGAUAGAAGGGUAGUUUUUGUCUCAAUGGUAUGCUCUGUAGGAAGUGGGAGAAUGGCAGUAAUGGCUAGACUUCUGGAAGCAGGAAGGUUCUUGCCGAAUGGAGGAGAUGGGGUAAGCCAUCAGAAAUUAGCUGCUCAAAACAUUUACAGAGAAUUAUGUCAGGCAGAUGAAGCUAAUUUGCUGGAUGAAGAAGAUAUGCAUGUCUUUGGUCUGAAACCUAUGACUGAUCCUUUACAUUUGGUAUGUUGCAAUGCUUGUAAGAAGCCAGUAAAGGCCAGUCAUUAUGCUGCUCAUGCAGAACUUUGUAGGUCAUUAAAUGCUACUGGGGAACCUAUGUUGGAUGUAUAUAGUGGUACAGGGAAUAGGAAACCUCCAAGGAAGGAGAGGAAGAAGUUACUUACAGCUUAUGCUAACCAAGCUACGCCAGUUGUGGAGCAAGAAAGGUCAGAGUCUACUGACGAUGAUUCUUCAUCUUUGACUGUGGAUAUAAAAAGAAAUUCUGCUAGUGUAGACACAGCUUCUGUGAUGGUUGCUUCAAGAGUUAGUCCUGAGAAUACAGAUCACUCAGCCUGUGUGAUGCCACCUCCAGCAAAACGCUCAAAAAUGAUAUCAGAUGAGUGCCUACCACUAGCAGGUGAUCCAGAGUCAGCUUGUUGCGUAACAAAAGUCACAAAUUCUCAAGGCCCUCAUACAUGUAGAAAUUUUCUGAAACAAAUGACUCCUAGAAGUGACAUGUCCAAUGAUAAUCUUCGUAAAAGCCCUGGACAAGUCCAUGAGCAGUGCAUGCAGAUGCUAGAUUUUCCAGUUCCUCUUGCCACCAAAAUAUAUUACUCUCAAAGAAACAAUCGUCUCAAGUCUGCACUUACUCAUCUUUAUCAUGAGGCAUCAAGUAAGGAACAGGGCAAAGAUGUGGUGAUCCUGCAAGCUCCACAUCAAAGCACAGUGUCGUUACAGGCUUUAGCCCAAGGAGGUUCUUCACAAGAACAAGGGGCUGGCGUGCUCAGCAAGAAGCUGGAGUCCUCUGUGCAGACACCUGAUCAGAUUCUUGCACAAAAUUCAGAAGUAUUAUUGAGUAAGUCAGGAGGGUGCCUUCCUGCUACCAACUUCUCCAAUCAGUUCCAAGUUGAUAACGUUCUAAGGUCACAGAAUACUUCUGUUGGGUUGGCAAGAAGUAAAUAUCUCUCAAAGGCUUAUGCUCUUGCAGGCAACACAGGAAAACUGCUGGGAAACAUGCAGCAGCCUAAUGGAAGUGUUCCUGUUGUAUAGAAGACGUGGUAGGAUAUUUUUCGUGUGGCGAAGGUGUAAGUAGCUCUAUACAUGAGAUUAGGAUCCAUUUUUGAAAACAAGAAAGCAAAUCAUUAUAAAUGUUUAUGCUAAUUUUCUACAUUAUUCAUAGACAUCUUCAUCUGUUUAUGUUCAAGGGAAAUAAAGAAAAGUAUCUUUCAAUCA